Raphanus sativus (radish) is the source of this 1434-nucleotide messenger RNA. RefSeq names its product dihydroflavonol 4-reductase. Gene Ontology annotation, biological process: anthocyanin-containing compound biosynthetic process. Lineage: Eukaryota; Viridiplantae; Streptophyta; Magnoliopsida; Brassicales; Brassicaceae. The transcript is spliced from 6 exons. The record is from RefSeq and is a predicted model, not a curated record. The coding region runs from base 65 to 1228 and encodes 387 amino acids. Gene Ontology annotation, molecular function: dihydroflavanol 4-reductase activity.
AUUCAACGAAGCUACAUAGUAAAAUCAUUGCAAAGCAUAAUCCAUCUUUUCAACACACACAAAAAUGGUCGCAGCUAACAAAGAGACUGUGUGCGUAACCGGCGCAUCAGGAUUCAUCGGUUCAUGGCUCGUGAUGCGGCUACUGGAACGUGGUUACUUCGUCCGUGCCACUGUCCGCGACCCCGGAAAUUUGAAGAAAGUGCAACAUCUUCUUGAUCUACCAAACGCGAAGACGCAACUCACUUUAUGGAAAGCCGAUUUAUCUGACGAAGGAAGCUACGAUGACGCCAUAAACGGAUGCGACGGCGUUUUCCACAUCGCAACUCCCAUGGAUUUUGAAUCCAAGGAUCCCGAGAACGAAGUGAUAAAACCGACAGUGAACGGAGUGUUGGGGAUAAUGAAAGCAUGUGAUAAGGCAAAGACCGUACGAAGAAUUGUGUUUACUUCGUCUGCUGGAACGGUUAAUGUUGAGGAACACCAGAAAAAUGUCUAUGAUGAAAACGAUUGGAGUGAUCUUGACUUUAUCAUGUCCAAGAAGAUGACCGGAUGGAUGUAUUUCAUGUCGAAAACGUUAGCGGAGAAAGCAGCUUGGGAUUACGCAAAGGAAAAAGGAAUAGAUUUCAUUAGUAUUAUCCCGACAUUGGUGAUCGGUCCAUUUAUAACAACAUCUAUGCCGCCUAGUCUUAUUACCGCGCUCUCUCCUAUCACUCGUAACGAGGCACAUUACUCCAUCAUAAGACAAGGACAGUAUGUGCACUUGGACGACUUAUGCAACGCUCAUAUAUUCUUGUACGAACAAACUGUUGCCAAGGGACGUUAUGUUUGUUCCUCUCACGAUGCAACGAUUCUUAGCAUCUCAGAAUUUAUCAGGCAAAAAUACCCAGAAUAUAACGUUCCUUCAUCGUUUGAAGGAGUGGAUGAGAAUCUGAAGAGCAUUGCGUUCAGUUCCAAGAAGCUGAUUGAUAUGGGAUUUAACUUCAAGUAUAGUCUCGAGGAUAUGUUGGUGGAAUCAAUUGAGACAUGUCGUCAAAAGGGUUUUCUCCCUGUCUCUUUACCGGACCAAUUGAAAUCUGAGGACAAAGUUCCGGGUAGUGAUGACAAUAUGGAAACUAAAACCGGAUCUGCAGGUUUAACUGAUCAUGGCAUGGUGGCUUGUAAGACGACCGAACCAGGGAUGCCCCGCGAGAAAACAGAUAGUCGCAUGUCGGCACAGCAGAUCUGUGCUUAGAAAUUGAACCCGGUGUCUACUAUGAAUCUAUUGUCUUAUCGUUUAUGAAUGUGUGAUUUGCUUUUGAGUGUUAAAAAAAAGGUGUGAUUUUCUUUUGUUUUAAUACGUAUGAAAGUCUUGUGGACUGAUUUAUCCUAUCUGAUAUUAUCAUGUGUGAGUGUGUAACAAUAUGAAUCAAUAUUAUCAAAUUAAAACCAUAAUAGAAA